This is a messenger RNA of Hemicordylus capensis (graceful crag lizard), 6162 nucleotides long. Its product is annotated as basic salivary proline-rich protein 4-like. The transcript is spliced from 3 exons. The record is from RefSeq and is a predicted model, not a curated record. Lineage: Eukaryota; Metazoa; Chordata; Lepidosauria; Squamata; Cordylidae. The coding region runs from base 3985 to 4887 and encodes 300 amino acids.
UAUCCCUUACUUUCAAAUCUAUAUAACCAGAAUUGAGAGGAGGGGGAAAGGGGAAAAAAUGGUAAAAAUGAUUCCAGCACAUACAUAAUUUACAAUACACAGUGGGAAAACCCUCAGAGUCCAAUAAUGCAGUUGGGUCAGACCUGUCCCUCACUCCACUCUUUUCCUGAAGAAAGUUGAUAUUCUAUAAUAGUGGUUACGCCCCUGAACUGAGCACUGAGUGCCUCCGGAACAUUUAAAAGGUAAGAUAUAAUACUCUGCUGCUAUACAGUGCUUUUUAGGGCAUUCAAAGCAUUUCCCACAUUCUAUCUUGCAGUAAUCCUUACAACAAUCCUGAACGGGAGGCUGGUAUUCUGACUACCAUAUUGUGGGUGGGGCCAAGGAUGAUGGAGUGGCUUACUGAGGGUCAUUAACUGAGCCCAUAGCAGCAGUAAGAUCUGAACCUCGGGCUUUCUGAUUCAUAGUCUCUUAGACAGUGAACUGCACCACUGCUCUUAUGGGUGCCCCUUCACUUCCUGAAUGACAGGAAUAAAAAGGUGCCAGGUAUAAUAGUAAGAGGACCACAGGCUUCUAGAUCCUGCAAGACCCGGAGUCUUCCAUUUGACAGCGAUUAGCUCUCACUACUGAGAUCUGGUGCUGGCAGUUAUGAAACCUGAUAGCCGAUCAUCUCGGGCUUUCAUGUAAACCCUAAAGAAAUGUCCAAUGGCUAGCUAGACUUGAAAACAAAUGGCUAGCUAGACUUGGUUUCCCCUUUUGAAAGUCAAGGUGAAGAAGACUGAUGUUUUGAUGUAUUGGUUGCUAUCUGUAGGGAGCUUGUGAAAACUGGCUUUCUACCAGGCUGGUUGAACUGAGUUUCCCUUCAUUAACUCUGGUGUGAGUGGUGUCCCCUGGUCUGCUUUGCUGCCUCUGUCAUGACAUCACUUUCUGGCUCCUACAUCAUAACCUGCAGGUUGCCAUAGGAACAGCAAUACACUUUUUUUUUGGCAUCAUCACUAUUCAGUGGUUUAUUUCUCAGCUGAUGCUCAAUCAGUAGGGAGUGGAGGACGUGGUCUGUGUGGUUAUAUACAUAUAUAUAUAUAGUAUUUUAGUCUCUCUUGAGGACAUCUCUCAUCAUGGCAGGUAGGAAAUUGUGCCAUUAGAUUAAAGGGUAAUAAUAACUUGAAACUUGGGACUGUGUGAUCUACCGGAUAAGGUCUACAAAUGUGCUGAAUUUCAAAGAUCAUAUAUUUUUGGCAUUUUUCUCUCUCUUCAUAUGCCAGGCUACCAGAGGUUAAAAUGUUAUUAAAAAUUGACACUCUGCUCCUUUCCCCGCAAUCUGGUUUAAAAAAAAAAAAAUUAAAAAAAUUCAAUCAAUACAACACAGAGCCAAUUGAGGCUACAAGGAGUCCAGUGUUAAGAAGAGUUUGUUGGUUAUUGAGGAUGCAGGUACAAAUUGAUGGGAGACAACUGAAAACAAAAUUCGAGAAAGAAUAUCAUCCCAAAAUUUGAUUUGAGUGGAUGGAGGUUAUAAACUGACCAUCCCUUAUUGACAAAUGCAAUUAAUGGAAACCAUAUUUCAAAAGACUUGUCUUGUUUGGUUACUUCUCUAGCUAACCUGGUUUGAUGGGUCAGCUUGUCAGAUAAUGCAAUCUUCUAGACCCUACUGAACCAGGUUUCAAUGAAUAGACCCUUUGGGGAUUUCCAGUGUUUAGCUACCUCUAUUUGGCUGCUGCUAGCAGCAGAGUUGGUAUAUCUUUGUGAGUACUCUUGUAAACUGCUAAAAGUGCUAACUUUGGAUCAGGCUGAAGAUUGAGUUCGACUAUUUCCCAGAUUAUAUGAAACAAAUUCUGUCAAUAGCCUUUCACGUAUGGGCAACCCCACCAUAAAGGAAGGAGAGUACCUCUGUUUUUCCAUCCCUGCCAACAAAACAGGGAAGACGUUUGAGAGAUAUCCUGCAUCUUGAUUAGAGUAAGAUGUCCUCUCUGUACAGGCUUGAAUGUUGCCUCCCUUAUCUGGGCAGAUGUGGUGGUUCUAAUCAGUUGCUUCAGCCCAAUUGCUUCCCAUUCAGUCUCUUCAAGAGAGGUUCCUAAAUCAGUUCCCCAUGUUGUUUUUAGCCCUCCCAAGGAACUAAAAGAUGUGGAAAUUAUGGUAUUGUAUAUAAGUGUAUGUAUGUGUUGGUUUAUUUCAGCCCAAGGCCAGCAUAAAUACAAAAAGAAAAAGAAACAACAGCAGCAGUAAAGACAUAAUAUACAUAAAACAUUAAUACCUUCAGAUACCGUAUACAAGUGAGGCAAUCCCUCUUGUUUUGUUAGUUGGUGAAAUACGUAAGAUUACAUUGAUAGAUAGUCAAAGACCUAGUUGCCUCUCCUCUCUGUAGCAACUUGGAUGCAAAGGGCCAGAUUUGAAGUUUCUGCAUCCAAGUAGCUCGGAUGCCAAUCAGAAUUGUACCAGGUUUAGCCUCUGAUGCUGGUUUACCUCUUUCAGUAAUGUCCCUCAGUGGGUAAAUCCUUUUUGUCUCCCACUUCAAAUAUUGUUGAUAUUUGCUUGGGUCUGCAAACAAAGGAUGGUCUAAAACAGGGAAGAGUGGUGAAGUGGGUUGUGCAAAUGUCAUAGCUCAGGGAGGGACACCAGAUUCUCAGUGUGGAGGCCAAGAAGGGGUUACUCAAACUUGCUAAUUUAGCUUCAGUUACCUGUUUAAAUGUAAACCGCCCUGAGCUAUUUUUGGAAGGGUGGCAUAGAAAUCUAAUUCAUUCAUUAAUAAAUAAUAAUAAUAAUAAUAAAGGGGAGAGCUCAAAUUAUUUGAGCAUCUGCUGAGAACUCUAUAGAAACCCAUGGAAUCACUUGAUCGUUUUGAAUGAUAUGAAUGAGUUGCUUGAGUUGGAGGGCAUCAAAAUAAAGCUUGUUUGGGAGGCUGUAUAGUGAACUUUUGUUUACUCUUGCUUUCUUAUAAUUAUUGGGAAAAGCUCAAAGUGCUCCCUGCCACCUUUUAAAGUAUUUGGGAUGAAUCCAAAUAGGUAAUCUUUGAAAAAGAAAAAGAAAUUUGGGCAGAACUACUAUUUUUUAUGGUUGAUAUUCACCCUAACCAGGAGAGAUUCAGCUGAGCCUAAUUUUUAAUAUCCUUUUUGAGUUGUGAAAAAGAGAGAGUCUAUGCUUAUUUUCCUUAAUGGCUUUAGAUCCUUUAGAUCCUUAUCACUUCUGGAUAUCUGAAGCUUGAAUAUUGUAAGCUUAUAUUAGACAUUUGCUGCUGAAGUUUCCUUUGUUCUUCUAUACAAAUGUGGAUGAAUAUAAGUUCUGACUUCUGAUAAAGUGUUUCUAGACCAGCUGUUUGUUUGUAAAGUGUUAAUGUUUCCUUGACUGCUAGUAUUGCUUCCCAUGGAUUAGGUGAAAGUCAUAUGAUGUCGUCUGCAAAUAAAUUGGUUGUAUGUCUUUUUUUUACCACUGAUUUGAAACCCCUGAAUUUUUGUGUCAUUUUUAAUUGUCAGCUAGUACUUCAACUGCAAUGGCAAAGAGCACUAGGGGAAGGGGACAGCCCUGCUUCGUACCCAGAAAUAGCUUGAUUGGGUUUGAAUCUAGCUAUUUUUCGGUUGGGCAUCAAACCUGUUUGGUCCUCAGAAAUGUACUCAGUGAUGAAAAGGGUGAUCCUAUUGGCCAAGAUAGCAGUGAAACAUUUCAAGCCCUGGUUCACUAAUGCUAUGGGGUGAUAUGAUCCCAGGGAGGAAUUGUCUUUGGCUUGCUGAGGUAGAACAACUAUUCUAGAUUGCUUCCAAGUCCCUGGGAUCACAGCCCCCUGCGUUACGCUGUUGAAGGAGGAAUGCAAAUUUCAGCAAAAAUUAUGAAAAAGCCAUCAAGCCCAGGUGCUAUAUGUCGUCCCCCCCACCCACCCACCCCAGCACCGUUAAAUGCAUUAAUACAAGAAUAAUGUGACGUCCUGAGACUUGCUUCUGUCCAAACAAACUAGACAGAUUGUGUAAACCGCCUGGAGAUGUGAAUUGUGGUGGUAGAAAAAUGUGUAAAAUAAAGAGACAUGACAUUAAAACGAUUCUUCCUUUCCUUCUAGGGGCAGAGGAGGAAAAGCCUAGUGGGAGGAGGCCCAUCACCUCCAGCAGCCUCAUGGUGGCUCGGAAGCUGCUGCUGUCUCCCCUGCUGCGGGAGCGUGGGGCUGCUUCCGGGAAGGACACCCUUUUCUUUGAUGGGCCAGCCCCUGUGGCUGGCCCAUCAAAGAAAAGGGUGAAGCACCCCAAAACAUCAAAGAGGCAGCCCCCCGCAGAAAGCAGCAGCAAGGGGAAGCCACCACAGGAGGGCAGACCAUCAGCCCUCCUGGGCAAGGCCGGUCUGCGUCGGGCUAACAAGGCACCAGGUGGGGGUGUGCCUUCUGGGGAGAAACCCCUUCCCCACCUGGGGGAGGGGAGACUCCCCAGAAGGAGGCUGGAGGCUGCGGGGGAUACAGCCAGGAGAUUGCUGCACAUCCCCAGGAGCAACCUGAGUCUGCACCUUGGGGAGGCUGGGCAGGGCGUCUCCCCGCUGGGGGGGAACCGUUUCUCGGGCUUGUCCCGAGAGACGGUUCUUCCCCAGAUCCCUUCAACUGGGAAGACGACCCUGACCCCAAUGGGGAGACCCCCGCCAAAGCCCUUGCCAUCAUGGCAACAUCCAUCUGCUUGGCGGGGGCCCGAACCAUUGCCAGCGCUCAUGAUCAAAGCGCUGGGGCCCCCCAAGGCAGACACAGAGCCUUGCUCCUGGGGACAUCCCCCCUCAGUCUCCAGCUCUGUGGCCAAACCACCGCCACCACACUUCCCACCGAAGCCACGCCCUUGGGAAGAACCACCAUCUCAUCUUUCCCAAGGGCCGUGGCUUCAGGUGCGAGCCCUACGCAGACCGGCUGAUGUGCCGGUGGCAACCCCUUGGCGGUGAGACAGCAGCAGUGGAAGGCCACCACCCAAAAUACCAUCGUCGGGGCUGCUGGAGGACCUCCACUAGGUCUCGCCCAUUCUGCCUUGCCAUGAUGGGAGAACUGGUUCUUCGCUGCCCUUGGGAUGAAUCACCAUCUCAACUUUCCCAAGGGCCGUGGCUUCAGGUGCAAGCCCUACAGAGACCAGCUGAUGUUCCGGUGGCAACACCUUGGCAGUGAGACAGCAGCAGUGGAAGGCCACUACCCCAAAUACCAUCAUCUGGGCUGCUGGAGCACCUCCACUAGGUCUCGCCAGUUCUGCCUUGUCAUGAUGGGAGAACUGGUCCUUUGCUGCCAUGAACCAAAGUGAGGACCCCUGUCCACUCUGGAUGAGACCUCUUCUGAGGAGCAGCAUUGGGUACAGAACCUGGACGUACUUCAGACCUCAGACGAUCCAGGACCCCCAAGAUCAUCUCAUGCCCCAAGGCCUGACGACUCACCAUUACCACCAGACACAGUGGGAUGCCACCACCCCAAAUACCAUCAUCUGGAGGACUCACCAUUACCAGUAGACUCGGAUUCUGAGGGGUCAGCAAGGUGUAGAUACUGGAGCCUAAGAAGCAGGAAUAACACCAUCACUGAAUGGAAUUAACAGGAAGGACAGAAGAAAUUAGUAACUAUGGAAGCAGAUUGGCAGCCUUUCUUUGUCUUUCCAGAAGAGGGACAGGAAGGGAUGCUCUUGGACAGCCACAGGCUAGUCUUUCCUCUCUAGAUCUGCUCAGCAUCCUGAAUACUUCCCCAGAGAAGAGAAUGAAGAAUGAAGGACAGCUGGGUUGCCUGGAAAACUGAGCGUCAUCUGUGGAGCUUCGUUUCCAUAGCAGCUCUGAUUCAAGUGGGAAAGUCUUGAAACUGUCUUAUGGACUGUGACAGAGGAAAUACAACCUCCAUUUUGUGUCGGGACAUUCCUGUGCAUAUCGGAAAGACUUCAGCACUUUUUGUGCAUCACAGAAGAUAGGCUUCAGGAUCCAGACUAGGAGCUAAGGUCAAAGGAUUCAUCUCUUGGGUUGGUUAUCUAAAAAAUGUCGAUCCAUUUAACGUGGGAUGUAAACAGUGAAUUGGUUUCUAUACAUGUUUGUCUUUGCUUGUUGAAUGUGUACCAUUUACAUUUGUCUUGGUAGCCUGUUUUGCAACAUUUAAGUAUGUUGUGUAUAUAUAUAUAUCCUUUCAAUGUUCUGAAGAGAAAAUAACACACUUGGCAGACUGAAAUUGUGGCAACUUGUGAAUAAACCAUCCUCUGG